CACCGGGGCGCGCCUGCCCCUGUCCCACCUGUGCAGCCGCCCGAACCUGCUCCCGGCGCGGCGCGGCCGGAGGGAGCUCGGAGCCAGAUCCCUGCAACACUGCAGCUGGUGGCCAGUGGCCUCUGAGCCCUCUGCACCAUGGCCAGCGAGAAGAUGCAUGGUGCCCAGGACCUGCUGGAGCUCAACUUCCAGUCCCUAGCUAUGAAGCACAUUGACCUGAAGCAGGUGGAGCUGGACACGGCCGCAGCCAAGGUGGAUGAGCUGUCCAGACAGCUGGAAACCCUGUGGACGGACAGCCCAGGGCAGACUGCUGGGCAGCCUAAGGUGGACAGAUACGGCGCCAGCCCCUCGCACGCCCCAGAGCCGCUUGGCUUGGCCACGUCCCCACAGCUUCAGUACGCCAGGAAGAACUUGUCCCUGGAGAGCACCAACAGCUACAUCUCCUACCACGCUGAGACCUUCUCGCCCACCGCCGCCUGCAGCCCCCCUGCCAAGGCCCUGCUGGGCCACCCCGCCUCGCCCCAGUCCCCCUUCUACCUGCAGGGCGAACCCCUGGAGCGGGCCCAGUCGCCCCGGCCCAAGGUGCUGCCCGUCUCUUACGACUCGCUGCCCCUGCCCAGCCCCAAGGCACGCGCGCCCUCCCCGCGCUCCCUGUGGCAGGCUGGGGCCACGGAGCGCCUGUCCUUCUCCAGGCCGGCGGGCCGCGCCAGCUCCCCCCGGCUGCCGCCCGCCCCCUCUGAGGCCUCGGCGCUGCAGAUGUUCUUCCCGGACCGCGCGCUAUCUCCCCGGCCGCCCCACCCGCCGCCCUACGAGAGCCACAGCCUGUUCCCCACUGGGCCCAGCUCCUUCGCCCCCUUCCGGGCCCAAGAUGACCUGGUGAUCCGGCGAAGGCCCCAGAGGAGCUGGAACGAGUCAGACCUGGACGUGGCGUACGAGAAGAAAUCAUCCCACUCGGCCGGCUACGAGAGAGGAGAUGUGCACACAGGGCUCAGGCAGGUGCCCGCGGGGCUGAAGCUGGCUCCUUGGAGGGAAUCGAGCCUGGAUGGGGUCGCAGGGCAAGGCAAGGACGAGCACCCCCAGCCUUAUGCCAUGCACAGCGCCACGCUGCCCCGCAAUUACAAAGUGUCCCUGCUGCCCAGCGAGCGCAGACCAGACAGCUCCUUCCGCAGGCUGCUGCCCGCCAGCCAGACGGGCACCCUGCCCCGCAACUGGCAGUUCUCCCAGCAGCCCAUCUCACGCAUCGCCAUGCCGCCCCCCAGCCUGCAGGGCACGCGGGCGAAACGCCACAAGCCUCUGCCCCUCUCCAUGAUCUUCAAGCUGCAAAACGCCUUCUGGGCAUCCGGAGCCUCCAGUGCCAAGGGCCAGCCCCAGGGGGCCCCAGGCUCCCCCAUCUUCCUCCGCUCCCCACAGAAGCAGCCCCAGCUCCAGCAGCUGUCUCCUCCGUCCCAGGCUCCUCUGCGGCCGGCCCCGUCGGGGGCUGAAGCCGCGGGAAGGGCCUCAGCCCUUGAAGCACCGGUGGAGCCCGUGCGAGGGCCCCGGUUGGGGGGCGACACGGAGCCCGAGCUGGAGAGCAUCCUGCGGAGCAGCGAGCCAGCAGAGACGGAGGAGGUGGCUCGGCCCUUGAGCCCCACCCGCCUGCAGCCUGUCCUGCCCCCCGAGGCUCAGAAGGUGCCCGAGUUCAAGGAGGUGGCUCGGGUGCUGGCGGAGAUUCCCCGGCCCCUGAAGCGCCGUGGCUCCAUGGAGCAGAGCCCCGGCCCUGUCCUGCCGCCCACCCACAAGAAGCAAUACCAGCAGCUCAUCAGCCGCCUCUUCCAUCACCGGGGCCGCAAGGAGGAGGCCGUGUCGGUGGGGGACGACCUGCCACUCAUCACGGAGACAGCUGAGCUGAAGGCAGCCACCCCAGUCAGCCGUGCCCCGACGCCCUCGCCCCAGAGCCCACCAGCACCCGCAGCGUUGCCCCUGCUGGCUGUUACGGAGAGCCCCGGCACCCCGACGCCCAGCCCCGGCACCCCGACGCCCAGCCCUGUAAGUGCACCGAGGAGCUGUCAGCCAGACCCCAGCCCUGGCACCCCGACGCCCAGCCCCGGCACCCCGACGCCCGGCCCUGUAAGUGCACCGAGAAGCUAUCAGCCAGACCCCAGCCCCGGCACCCCGACGCCCGGCCCUGUAAGUGCACCGAGGAGCUAUCAGCCAGACCCCAGCCCCGGCACCCCGACGCCCAGCCCCGGCACCCUGACGCCCGGCCCUGUAAGUGCACCGAGGAGCUGUCAGCCAGACCCCUGCCCCGGCACCCUGACGCCCAGCCCUGAGAAGCGCUCGGCGCUGCGCAAGGUCUCGUCCCCGAGGCGGCGGCUGGGGAAACGGGUGCAGCUCAACCCCCUGGUGCUGCUGCUGGACGCGGCCCUGACGGGCGAGCUGGACGUGGUGCAGCAGGCAGUGAACGAGCUCAACGACCCGAGCCAGCCCAACGAUGAGGGCAUCACAGCUCUGCACAACGCAAUCUGCGGGGCCAACCACAACAUCGUCGACUUCCUCAUCAGCGUGGGCGCCAACGUCAACUCCAUGGACAGCCACGGAUGGACUCCCCUGCACUGUGCCGCCUCUUGCAACGACACAGCCAUCUGCAUGGCCCUCAUCCGGCACGGAGCCGCCAUCUUCACCACCACCUUCAGCGACGGCAGCAUGGCCCUCGAGAAGUGCGACCCCUACCGGGAGGGCUACAGCGAGUGCUUCAACUACUUGGCCGAUGUGGAGCAGAACAUGGGGCUGCUGAACAACGGGGUGCUGUAUGCUCUGUGGGACUACAGCGCUGAGUUCAGCGACGAGCUGUCCUUCCGCGAGGGGGAGCCGGUCACCGUGCUGCGGCGCGACAGCCAGGAGGAGCUGGACUGGUGGUGGGCCUCGCUCUAUGGCCAGGAGGGCUACGUGCCCAAGAACUACUUUGGGCUAUUCCCCAGGGUGAGGCCUCAGCGGAAGAAGGUCUAAUGCACCAGCACACGGCUCAUCUGCUGCUGCUGCUGGGAAUGCAGCUGGCACCUGAUGAACUUAGGGGCUGGGGGGAACAUGGGGUUCUGCUGUUGGGAUUCUCCCCUGCUGGGAAGUGCUCCCUUCUUCCAAGGACUUGGUCAAUUGGCCCCUGGGGGCUGUGAGGACCGGGGGGGGGUAGGGCUGCCAGGGAGCCAGCU
Molecule: messenger RNA, 3185 nt
Organism: Caretta caretta (loggerhead turtle)
Lineage: Eukaryota; Metazoa; Chordata; Testudines; Cheloniidae
Gene: PPP1R13L
Product: protein phosphatase 1 regulatory subunit 13 like
Biological process (GO): regulation of transcription by RNA polymerase II; positive regulation of cell differentiation
Molecular function (GO): transcription factor binding
Source: RefSeq, a predicted model, not a curated record